Molecule: messenger RNA, 2536 nt
Organism: Suricata suricatta (meerkat)
Lineage: Eukaryota; Metazoa; Chordata; Mammalia; Carnivora; Herpestidae
Gene: GSDME
Product: gasdermin E
Exons: 10
Coding region: 151-1638 (495 amino acids)
Biological process (GO): programmed cell death
Cellular component (GO): cytoplasm
Source: RefSeq, a predicted model, not a curated record
UGGUCUUAACCGACUCCCUAUCUGCCUGAAAUUGGGCCCCGAGCUUGGGGAGAAGGCCAAGCCGCCCGAGUGUCAUAGGCCGGGGACGGGAUGACAUCACAGCUGCUCCCGCGGCUCCCCUAGGCCUCGAGGUCUUCUGGGGCUCUCAAAAUGUUUGCCAAAGCAACAAGGAAUUUUCUUAAAGAAGUCGAUUCUGGAGGUAACCUGAUUGCAGUAUCAACCUUGAAUGACUCUGAUAAAUUACAACUUCUAAGUCUGGUGACCAAAAAGAAGAGAUACUGGUGCUGGCAGAGACCCAAAUACCAGUUUCUCUCUGUCACCCUUGGAGAUGUGCUCACAGAUGACCAGUCUCUGAGUCCAGUGGUCGUGGAGUCGGACUUUGUGAAAUACGAGGGCAAGUUUCAAAACCAUGUGAGUGGGUCCAUCGAGACGGCACUAGGGAAGGUCAAGCUGAAUGUCGGAGGCAAAGGCCUUGUGGAAAGCCAGUCUUCAUUUGGAACCCUGAGGAAGCAGGAGGUGGACUUGCAGCAGCUCAUCAGAGACUCCGCUGAGAGAGCGAUAAAUCUGAGAAAUCCUGUGCUGCAGCAGGUGCUGGAGAGGAAGCAUGAAGUCCUGUGCGUCCUGACACAGAGGAUCGUGACGACGCAGCAGUGUGUGAUCUCGGAGCACGUCCAGGUGGAGGAGAGGUGCGGCGGCAUGGUGGGGAUCCAGACCAAGACCGUGCAGGUGUCCGCGAAGGAGGACGGGAAUGUCAUCAAGGACACCAACGUGGUGCUGGAAAUCCCAGCUCCGGCCACCAUCGCCUAUGGCAUCAUCGAGUUGUAUGUGAAACCGGAUGGCCAGUUCGAAUUCUGCCUCCUACAAGGGAAGCAUGGUGGCUUCGAGCUUGAAAGACGAGACUCUGUCUUCGUGGACCCUCUGCCCUUUCAAGAGUUUCCAUUUGGGGACCUCCCAGAUGCUGGGCCGGGACCAUCUGCCCUGGAUUGGCCGUUGAGUGUUUUAAAACAAGCGACUCUGCUCUUGGAGAGGAAUUUCCAUCCGUUUGUGGAGCUGCCAGAACAGGAACAGACAGCACUUAGCAACAUCCUCCAGGCGAUCCUGUUUGAUGAAGAAUUGCUUGUGGUCCUGGAACAAGUGUGUGAGGACGUGGUCAGUGGCCUGUCACCUCAAAAGGCAAUACUGGGGGAGCUGAAGCCCCCACAGCAGCAGGACCUCAUGGCUUUCCUGUGUCUGGUGGGGUACAGACUACAGGGCAAGUGUCCAGGCCCAGAGGAUGCAGUCAGCAACCAGAAGCUCUUUUCUACAGCCUACUUCUUGGUCAGUGCACUAGCAGAAAUGCCAGAUAAUGCAGCGGCUCUGCUGGGUGCUUGCUGUAAACUCCAGAUUAUUCCCACGCUGCUUCACUUGCUCCGUGCUCUCUCGGAUGAUGGAGUAUCUGAUCUUGAAAACCCAGUCUUGGCUCCUCUGAAGGAUCCAGAAAGGUUUGGCAUCGUGCAGCAUUUGUUUGCCACAGCUGACAUGGAUCUGGAGAGGCUGCAGUCAUCUGUAAAAGUUAUCACUCAGAAGGACCCCAACAUUUUCCCACUAAUUCUUUAUAUAAGCCUGAAUGGACUUUGUGCUUUAGGCAGAGCACAUUAAUAACAUCAUAUGUGAAUUUAGUACCAAACCAUCAAAGCUAGGUAUUUUUCAGCAUUAUUAAGAUACUACUGAAUUUAGCUACCAGGUACUCUGUAAACUGUUUAUCAUAAGAGUCCAGCAGCACCCCAAGAGCUGAGGAGAAGGGUUGAGAAUUCUAGUGUACAGUCAGAACCCUCUCCUGCAGAAAAAUGCUUCCCUCUGUCACUCUCUUUCUGAUAUCCAAAGACAGAGGGGUUUGACGCUAUGAUCCAAAAAUUCACUUAGGAAGCCAAUUUCUCUUUACAGAGAUGUUUUAGAUGUGCUGAUUGGAAAAAUGAAUUGUAAAUGCCACUACAGUAUACCUACUCCUCUGCUAAACAAAAUGAUAUUAAAAUUGUCUAAUAGCAGGACACCCUUUAGGGGUCUAGCUAUAUGCAUUUCCUUUUUGUCAUGCUUUGAUGAACAUCCCAAUUCUAGGUCUAGAAAAAUGAUUUCCUAUACAUUCUGGAUGUUUAAUUUGUAAAAUACUAUAUCAAAGGAAAACUUUGAACAGUGUAUGUUUUGUAUUUAAUUCUGUCUUCACAGUCUUCUAUAAAAAUAGCUUAGAAUGUCUCUCUACUGCCCUUAAUUCCAUUGCUAAUAUCCACUGGGGACCUGAAAUCACUUAUUUCCCUUAGCAAACAGUAGCUAGGACCUUAUGCCAGAGGUCUGACUUUAGGAGCAGGGAGGAUGAGAAGUCACAGUUGAAGAGAAAUGUUACUCAGCGUAUUUUUUUAAAAAUCUCAUCAUCUACUUGAAGAAAUGAAGCAAAUAACGCUUUGAUCACUUAAAAAGCACUUUAUAGCAAACUAGAAAAAAAUCUGCAGAAAUCUUGCCUUUCUGUCUGACUUUCUGAAAUAAAGUUUUAUCAACAACAGGA